AUGAUUACACUCGAGUCACACACUGCGACAUGCGAAGACUGUUGGGCAAGGGGAGACAGGCGCAUAAGCGAGGAGUGGGUCAAUGUCGACCCAGAUUGCGAAAGCGACACAGACAGGAAUGCUAUAAGCUCAGACGAUGAAGAUGGCUAUCUCAAGGCCGAAGUAUUCCUAUGCUCCCGGCCCUCAACACCACAAUUGUACUAUGAGAUUCAUUCGGCUUUGUGUCCUGUAAUAGAGGACAAUGAUUUCGAUUUGACCAGGGCCUGUGACCCGGUGCAACUUGGAUCAAUGGGGAGGGACUAUCGAGCAAGGCGAAACAAGAUGACAUCAUCCGAAUGUUUAUCAGAUGGCGAGUCUGAUGGCGCCGACUCUUUUGCUUCUUGUGAAGAAUAUAUCAACGAAGAAACCCCGGAGGAGGAACAGCUCGACCGUGGAGAUACUGAGAACAAUGAUGUCUACCAGAGUAUGGUGGGCCCUCAUGUUAGGCCUAAAAGUCCGAUCAAGAGCUUGGAGGACCAAUCACUGCUGUUCUAUGACUUAGCGCAAGAGUACUACCCAACAGAAUAG
Molecule: messenger RNA, 567 nt
Organism: Penicillium paradoxum
Lineage: Eukaryota; Fungi; Ascomycota; Eurotiomycetes; Eurotiales; Aspergillaceae
Exons: 1
Coding region: 1-567 (188 amino acids)
Source: RefSeq, a predicted model, not a curated record